This is a messenger RNA of Diospyros lotus (date-plum), 318 nucleotides long. RefSeq lists its product as uncharacterized. The transcript has a single exon. Lineage: Eukaryota; Viridiplantae; Streptophyta; Magnoliopsida; Ericales; Ebenaceae. The record is from RefSeq and is a predicted model, not a curated record. The coding region runs from base 1 to 318 and encodes 105 amino acids.
AUGUGGAGUGCUACUGAUAUGAUCUUAAAUUUAACGGAAUUGUAUGCGGAGCAAAGUAGCACCGCCUGGUAUGAGAUAUUAAAGCAGUUAUUCUGGUCCAAGAUGUUGGAGGGAACUAAUGUGAGAGAUCAUGUACUAGCAAUGGUUGAUUUAAUCAAUCAACUGGAAGUACUGGAUUUCCACAUGGACGCAGAUCUUCAAAUCAACUUGAUCUUGCAGUCUUUCCUUAUGUCAUUCUCCGAGUUCAUUAUGAAUUUGAAUAUGAACAAGAUCCUAUGGACACUCUCGGAGCUACUCAACAUGUUGAGGACAGAUUAA